Molecule: messenger RNA, 1591 nt
Organism: Tigriopus californicus
Lineage: Eukaryota; Metazoa; Arthropoda; Copepoda; Harpacticoida; Harpacticidae
Product: beta-1,3-N-acetylglucosaminyltransferase manic fringe-like
Exons: 6
Coding region: 245-1519 (424 amino acids)
Biological process (GO): regulation of Notch signaling pathway
Cellular component (GO): membrane
Molecular function (GO): O-fucosylpeptide 3-beta-N-acetylglucosaminyltransferase activity
Source: RefSeq, a predicted model, not a curated record
UGAGUGGUGGUUGGUUGUGAUGUGGUAGCUCGUCAAAAAUGACUUGGGUAGCAUUUUCGAAUGGCGCUCACUCUUGACUCCUCAGUUCGAGUCUAUCUGUUUGAACCAUCAAGAGCUCGUGAAAAACAAUCAAGAGGUGGUGAUAAGACCGAAGAGCAGUUCCGUUUUUAUCGAGUCGUUUUGGGAGAAAAACCUUGGGUGGCAAUGAGGCCUUGAAACGAGAUUAUUGAACGCUUUGGACAGCAUGGAACCAUUCGAGUCCAAUGACAGUCUGUAUGAGAACACGAGAGACUUGAAGGGCUGGUUAGGUCAUGAUGACAAGUUGGGGGUGGUUCCCGACCACCUGAGGAAGAAGAAGAUGCCACGCCCUCCGAGUGUGCUCAGUGUAGAAGAUCUCAAGGGAGUGGUUCCCAAUCUCUACACCUUCGAUUCCUCGCCAAAGAACAGUAACCUGGUAAAGGAGAAAUUGGACUUUCAGCAAAGGCUGAACAAUAAUCUGCAGCAGGAUCUUGAUCCUCCAGAAGCACCAGCUAUGGUUGGGCCAUGCUGGAGGAGGCAUAAACAAAAAUUGGCUGUGAUAACCAUUUGUUCCCUUUGUUUUACUUUGGGGAUCGUGAUCCCUUUGCUCAUCCAGUUCUUUUCGCCUGGAUCGCAGACCAAAUCAGUACCGAGAGUGCCAUAUUCUAGCAGAAAUCGGAAUAAAGACUUCCAUUUGGAUUCCGUGCUCACAGACUUAUUCAUUAGUGUAAAGACUACCAAAAAAUACCACCACCCAAGGCUGGUGAUUCUGCUGGAGACUUGGGCGUCCUUGGUGAAACAUCAGACAUGGUUCUUCACCGAUUUGGAGGAUCCAGAUAUGAACCAACGAACUCAAGGCCAUCUCAUUGCCACCAAUUGCUCUGACUCUCACUCAAGAGUGGCCUUAGUGUGCAAGAUGGCGUCUGAGUUUGAUUUUUUCCUCAAAUCUAUGAAACGGUGGUGGUGUCACUUCGAUGACGAUAAUUAUGUUCAUGUAACCAAAUUGGCUCAGUUAUUGAAAUCCUAUUCUCCGGAUGAGCCCAUCUACCUCGGCAAGCCAUCCACUGCUAAACCAUUGGAGAUAUUCGAUAUCAAAUCCCCACAGAACACAUCUCACUUUUGGUUUGCUACUGGAGGAGCGGGAUUUUGCGUGUCCAGGACUUUGGCCUUAAAGAUGGCACCGUAUGCAGGGAACGGCAAAUUUGUGGAGACGGGUGACCAAUUCUGGUUUCCAGAUGAUGUCACAUUGGGGUACAUAGUCGAACACCUGCUCGGCGAGAGAUUGACGGUCAUUCCGGAGUUCCAUUCGCACCUGGAACCUAUGAAGCGGAUCCCACCGGAGGAGAUCAGCCAACAAAUCAGUUUUUCCUACAUCUCUUAUAAUGGAGUCCAAAAUGUGAUCGAUUUACCCGGACCACUUCCAACAGAUGCAGAUCCAACCCGAUUUUACUCGCUUCACUGCCUCUUGUACAGCGCCCCCUAUUGCCCGGAAGAGAAAUGAAAUGAAGUGAACAAACUAUAUAUCAGAAUAAAAAUCAACGUAUUAUUUCAUAAUGAUAAUUGUGCUUCAUCG